AAGAUGCUUUGACUCUUCAAAACUCUUGGAAUGCCUUAGAGUACAAAUUAUAAAUCCACCUUCAACCGUCCGGACCUACCACAGCCUUUGUGGCACGCCCACGUAACUGGGCCUUUGUGGCACGCCCAUUAGGAUCGGAUCUGGGCUGGCGUAUCCCAAAAUGGCUUGUGGUGGCCCAAUCAGCGCGUAAUUUUCUCGGCCCAAGCGAACAGCUUAGAGUAGUACGCUAAAAACAACCAAAUCACCCCCCAAAUCGACGCGCGUGAGAAGUAAGCAACCCCCCUGAUCCCAAAAUCGGCAACCGCCCCGCGAGGGCCGCGGCCACCUCUCCACCGCCUCCGGCCUCCCGCCGCGAUCCGCCGAACCCCGCAUAUAAUCCCACCUCAUCCGCACUCGCCCCACGACGUCUCGUGCGAUCGCCAUGGCCGACUGGGCGGGGCUCCACGAGGACCUGCUCGACCUCGUCGUCGUGCGCCUCUCGUCGCUCGACCUCCUCCGCUUCCGCGCCGUCUGCGGCUCCUGGCGCACCGCCACAGCUGCCUUCACCGCCCGCCGCGGCUUCCCGCGCCCCGACCGCCCCUGGCUGCUCCUCCCCACGGAUGUCAGCGCCGACCUCGCCCUCGACCGCGGCCGCCUAAUCGUGUGCUCCGACCGUGAGGUCUCCGUGGGCACCCUCCCAGCGCGCCUGGGCCGCGUGAACCCGCGCCAGUUCGUUCCCCUCGGCUCCGCGCGCGGGGCGAUAGUCGCCGCGGACGACCGUGGCGAGAUGCAUCUGCUCGACCUCGUUUCCGGCGCGCGCAAGCCGCUCCCAGCCGUUGCCACGCUCCCCCUCGUCGCCCGCGUCGUGGGCCUCCAGGUCCAGCACCUCGGCGGUGGCGUCCUCCCAAUCGACGCCGUCAUCCAGAAGGCCGUCCCGGUGCCCACCCCCGGCGGCGGCGUCAUGGUCCUGGCCAUCUACCGGCAGCUGAACCAUCGCAACCAGUGGGCUACGGCGCGGCCGGGCGACCACGCGUGGAAGUCCGUGGCGCCGACCAGCAUCCCCUCCGUGGUCGACGUGGUCGUCCACCGGGGCCAGCUCUACGCCAACACGAGGUACGGGAUGAUGUACGUCUUCCCAGAGCUGUACGACCUCAACUCCGCCUUCCCCGAGAUCAUCCCCUCCGUGACGCGCCGCCCGAACGCGUACGUGGAGCGCAGCUUCCUGGUGGAGUCCCCCCGCGGCGAGCUGAUGCAGGUGGAGCUGCUUCGCCCCGUGACGGCCGCUGGAGGGGAAGGCUUCGUGGUGCGCGUGCUGGACGAGUGCGGGGAGACGUGGGAGGACACGGAAGACAUCGGCGACGCCGCCGUGCUCGUGGACGCGGCGGGCGCCGUGGCCGCGUCCACCAGGGUGUGCCCCGCGCUGAGGCCCAACACCGUGUACUAUGCCGUGGACCUGGAGGGGGAGACGCGGGUGUGGGCGUACAGCCUCGCGGGCAAGCACAAGCGCAUCGAGGUCGUGGAGGUGCUGCCGACCGCCGACGGGUACAGGGCGCCGUGCUUCUGGUUCGCGCCGGUGUACUCGCAGCGGCAGCCGUGACUCGUGUGAUGCAACCAAAUCCGUUUGCUUGCUGCAUUGGCAUUGUGUCGGUACUGGACCACGUAAUGUGGUGAUUCGUUUAUGAGUUCGUUGCAGCUUGCAUCUGUCUGUUAGCGAGAAUGGCGUUGAAUUGAUCACGAUCGAGCACGCUACUCUUGCUUUUGUGUUAUCAUCAGGUUUCCUCGCCAUUGAUUUCCAUGUGACAGUAUAUUGCAGACUGCAUCUGUAUAUGCAAUAUUGCAUACUUGUUUUGUAUAUACGUGUGUUUUUACGUUAUUAUUAUGAUUUGUCAGCAUGAAUUCA
This is a messenger RNA of Sorghum bicolor (sorghum), 1879 nucleotides long. RefSeq lists its product as uncharacterized. The coding region runs from base 422 to 1576 and encodes 384 amino acids. The record is from RefSeq and is a predicted model, not a curated record. Lineage: Eukaryota; Viridiplantae; Streptophyta; Magnoliopsida; Poales; Poaceae. The transcript has a single exon.